CCAGAGCUGGGCUUCCCGAAGAAAGGAUGCUGUCUGGUGCUGGGCUACAUGGCCAAGGACAAAUUCCGGAGGAUAAAUGAAGGUCAGGUCUACUCCUUCAGCCAGCAGCCCCAGGACCAGGUGGUGGUGUCAGGGCAACCAGUGACCCUGCUGUGUGCCAUCCCAGAGUAUGAUGGCUUCGUCCUGUGGAUCAAGGAUGGCCUGGCAUUGGGCGUGGGCAGAGACCUCUCUAGUUACCCGCAGUACCUGGUGGUAGGGAACCACCUGUCAGGUGAGCAUCACCUGAAGAUUCUGCGGGCAGAACUGCAGGACGAUGCAGUGUACGAGUGCCAGGCCAUCCAGGCUGCCAUCCGGUCCCGCCCUGCACGCCUCACAGUCCUGGUGCCACCUGAUGACCCCGUGAUCCUAGGGGGGCCCGUGAUCAGCCUGCGGGCAGGAGAUCCCCUCAACCUCACCUGCCAUGCUGACAAUGCCAAGCCCGCAGCCUCCAUCAUCUGGUUGAGGAAGGGAGAAGUCAUCAAUGGAGCCACCUACUCCAAGACCCUGCUUCGAGAUGGCAAGCGCGAAAGCAUUGUGAGCACCCUCUUUAUCUCCCCCGGCGACGUGGAGAAUGGGCAGAGCAUCGUGUGCCGUGCCACCAACAAAGCCAUCCCCAGUGGCAAGGAGACAUCCGUCACCAUUGACAUUCAGCACCCUCCACUUGUCAACUUAUCUGUGGAGCCACAGCCAGUACUAGAAGACAAUGUUGUCACAUUCCACUGCUCAGCAAAGGCCAACCCAGCUGUCACCCAGUAUAGGUGGGCCAAACGGGGCCAGGUCAUCAAGGAGGCAUCCGGGGAGGUGUACCAGACCACGGCAGACUAUACAUACUUCUCAGAGCCAAUCUCCUGUGAGGUUACCAAUGCCCUGGGCAGCACCAACAUCAGCCGCACCGUGGAUGUCUACUUUGGCCCCAGGAUAACCACGGAGCCCCAAUCCCUGCUGGUGGACCUGGGCUCAGAUGCCAUCUUCAGCUGUGCUUGGACAGGCAAUCCCUCCCUCACCAUUGUCUGGAUGAAGCGGGGCUCGGGUGUGGUCCUGAGCAAUGAAAGAACACUCACCCUGCAUACUGUACGCCAGGAAGAUGCUGGAAAGUACGUGUGUCGAGCCGUGGUGCCCCGGGUGGGGGCCGGGGAGCGAGAAGUGACCCUGACUGUCAAUGGACCCCCCAUCAUCUCCAGCACACAGACCCAGCACGCCCUCCACGGGGAGAAGGGCCAGAUCAAAUGUUUCAUCCGGAGCACACCACCACCGGACCGCAUUGCCUGGUCCUGGAAGGAGAAUGUGCUAGAGUCGGGGACAUCAGGGCGCUACACGGUAGAGACAGUCAGCACUGAGGAGGGUGUCAUUUCCACCCUGACCAUCAGCAACAUCGUGCGGGCUGACUUUCAGACCAUCUACAACUGCACAGCAUGGAACAGCUUUGGCUCCGACACAGAAAUCAUCCGGCUCAAGGAGCAAGGUUCAGAAAUGAAGUCGGGAGCCGGGCUGGAAGCAGAGUCUGUGCCCAUGGCCGUCAUCAUCGGGGUGGCUGUAGGAGCCGGUGUGGCCCUCCUCGUCCUCAUGGCAACCAUCGUGGCCUUCUGCUGUGCCCGCUCCCAGAGAAAUCUAAAAGGUGUUGUGUCGGCCAAAAAUGAUAUACGAGUGGAAAUUGUGCACAAGGAGCCUGCCACUGGCCGGGACACUGAAGAGCACUCCACCAUCAAGCAGCUGAUGAUAGACCGAGGUGAAUUCCAACAAGACUCCGUGCUGAAGCAGCUGGAGGUCCUCAAAGAAGAGGAAAAGGAGUUCCAGAACUUGAAGGACCCCACCAAUGGCUACUACAGUGUCAACACCUUCAAAGAGCACCACUCAACACCCACCAUCUCACUAUCCAGCUGCCAGCCAGACCUGCGCCCUGCCGGCAAGCAGCGUGUGCCCACAGGCAUGUCCUUCACCAACAUCUACAGCACCCUGAGUGGCCAGGGUCGCCUCUACGACUACGGGCAGCGGUUUGUGCUGGGCAUGGGCAGCUCGUCCAUCGAGCUGUGCGAGCGGGAGUUCCAGCGGGGCUCGCUCAGCGACAGCAGUUCCUUCCUGGACACACAGUGUGACAGCAGCGUCAGCAGCAGUGGCAAGCAGGAUGGCUACGUGCAGUUCGACAAGGCCAGCAAGGCGUCGGCCUCCUCCUCCCACCACUCACAGUCCUCAUCCCAGAACUCCGACCCUAGCCGGCCGCUGCAGCGGAGGAUGCAGACUCAUGUCUGAGGCCCAUGGGUGGGGGUGAGGGGGCAG
Molecule: messenger RNA, 2313 nt
Organism: Elephantulus edwardii (Cape elephant shrew)
Lineage: Eukaryota; Metazoa; Chordata; Mammalia; Macroscelidea; Macroscelididae
Gene: KIRREL3
Product: kin of IRRE like 3 (Drosophila)
Exons: 16
Coding region: 49-2286 (745 amino acids)
Biological process (GO): cell-cell adhesion; synapse assembly
Cellular component (GO): cell-cell junction
Molecular function (GO): cell adhesion molecule binding
Source: RefSeq, a predicted model, not a curated record